GUGCCUGCCAAUCAAAAAUGUCUGCACCAUUGGCUUAUGAUGGCACAUAUUUGAAAUCUAUUUCCGGUAUUUUAAAAAUCUGUUGCAUGAUAUGCUGCUUCCUUGGAUUCCUGUGUAUUGUUUGCAGUUCGGUGCAAUUGCACAAUUUUCGUGGCUGUUUCUACAAUGUAAUGGUUGGACUGUCAUUUCUGCUUUCCGGCAUUAUGCUGCUCGCGCGACUCUUUCAAGUAUGGCAGCGUAAAUUCUUAACAUUUAAUGCCAUCAAAUAUGAAUUGUACGUGAAUGCCUUUUUGGCGUGCUGUUGCUUUAUUGGCGGCUGUGUCAGUAUCUCGCUGGAUGUGAUAGCGUAUACAGUGGCAACAUUCUUUAUUUUCCUCGCAUUUAGCUUCUAUACAUUCGAUGCCUAUUUGUGUUAUCGCAUCUAUCGUCAGUGUGAUGCUCAAACGCAGACUCAAAUCCCAGUGCCAACACAAGUGGCUUAGCUUAACCAAAA
Molecule: messenger RNA, 493 nt
Organism: Musca vetustissima
Lineage: Eukaryota; Metazoa; Arthropoda; Insecta; Diptera; Muscidae
Exons: 3
Coding region: 18-482 (154 amino acids)
Cellular component (GO): membrane
Source: RefSeq, a predicted model, not a curated record